AUGAAGUUCAUUAACCUUUCGCUGGCCGCCCUUCUGGCACUCAUCGCGGCCGCAGCUCCCUCCCAGGGCGCCCCGACGAGUGAUGAGCUGGCCACGCGUGCCUGCAGGUGGACCGAUGCCUAUGAUUGCUACUACGAUAUUUGCACCGGACAGAGCGGUCCAGGUGCCGACCUGGGCGCCCUGGCUUGCCUAGCUGCCUGUAAGACGUUGUGCGGUUAG
Pseudomassariella vexata is the source of this 219-nucleotide messenger RNA. RefSeq lists its product as uncharacterized. Lineage: Eukaryota; Fungi; Ascomycota; Sordariomycetes; Amphisphaeriales; Pseudomassariaceae. The record is from RefSeq and is a predicted model, not a curated record. The coding region runs from base 1 to 219 and encodes 72 amino acids. The transcript has 2 exons.